Molecule: messenger RNA, 540 nt
Organism: Paraglomus brasilianum
Lineage: Eukaryota; Fungi; Glomeromycota; Glomeromycetes; Paraglomerales; Paraglomeraceae
Source: the annotation of a GenBank genome assembly
AUGCGAGCGAGAUUUGACAUUCCUGAUAAUACCGGAUCAUUUCUACGUGGUCUCUGUUGUCCUUUCGAUGAACAAAUCAGGCGUGAUAAUGUUGAACAGUGUCUUAUGGCACCAUUGCUCCACAAACUACCAGUUCAUCCCUACUAUUGCAGAGACUAUCCCGAUUAUCUUGAACCUACAAAUUCAGAACCAUUUUAUAAUGUUCCUCGAUUGAGUACAAUUGUUAGUAACAUCAUGGGUAAGUCUUUCGCGGAAGCAGUCGGACAAAUAGCGUUAACUGCAGAUGGUAUUAAUGAUCACAUUUUGGACAUGAUUUCAUUUGCCGGCGACUAUAUUGGAAGUCUACAAUUAACCUGGACUCGUAACAAAACCAUCAAUGAUACAAGUAUUACCACAAAGCAAAAGAGAGUUCGACCAGAUGUCACUAUUUAUUGUAAUGGGUUGCUUGUAAUGAUGGAUGAAGAAAAAGAUGUUAAAGAAAAAUUAGAUAUCGCGGCCCAACAACUGGAUGGUUAUUUUCGCUUCUGGAAUAUUUUAUGA